AUGAGCAGUAUCAAAAAGAUAUAAAAUAAACAAAUUAUAGAUAGUGUUAAAAACGGAGCUAAACUAUUAAUGUAAAAGAGCAAUCCAAAAUACUCAAAAAAUGAUGAAUAUAAACUGACAUAAACCAAAUAGGAAAGAAAAGUAUCUCUCAACAAAAUAAAUAAUUCAUAAAAUGGGCAAAUAUCUUUAUCACUAAAAAGAAGUCUGAAUAGUUAAUAAGCAAAUUUUAUAGGAAAUAGUAAUCCAUGGAAUACUAGAACAAAUAAAUAAUAAUAUUCUUUACAAAAUGGUUAAGCUUAUCAAUUUUAAAAUGAAGAAUAAUAAUAUAAAACUAUAAAAGUUAAAAAUUAAUAAAUAUUACCUUAGCUUAAUCACAGCCCUUAAAAAUCUACAACUAAAUAUGGAGGAGUUGAUAAUAGUGAUAAAAAAAGUGAAUAUUACUAAGGACAAUAGCAUAAUUAGUCACUCUUUGAAAAAAGUAGCAACGAUUUAAAUAGUAAAGCACAAAAUAGCUCUAAGAUAAUUAAACCACCUUUAAAGUCAAUGAUCAAUGACAAAAAUUUAUCAAGCAAAGAAAACUUACAUGAAAUAAAUAAAAGAGAGAGUCAAUUACCAUAAAUUCCUAAAUAAAAUGUUUAAACUGAAAGCUAUUAUCAAAAAUAAGCAGAAAAUUUGACUCUAAAUAAAUAAAAUCAAAAUAAGCCUUACUUUAACAGUGAAUACCAAUAAAAAUAAAAUGAUUAUGCCCAUUUAGAUAGUUCAAAAGAAAACCAUAUUGAAUUUAGAGGAAAUGAUUUCAUAAAUAAUCCUAAAACAAAAAAUGCUACCCUUAGUGCAAACUAAAAAUUUAGCUUUUCAACUACUCCUCCAAAUAAUAAUAAUAACAAUAGCAGUAUAUCAAAAUAGUUUGAUGAUAAAAUGCUUAAUUCAAAAGAACCUAAGAAGGUACCUAAUAGUCAAGUCUAAAAUGUUGCUAAGGAUAGUCUAGAAGAAAAGUUUGAAAAAAUAUACGAUACUGGUAAAAGUAUAAGCAUAUCUCAAAACAAUACAUCACUUCCUCCUAAAAUUAUAAAAAAAGAAAUUGAUGACAAGGAAAACGUAAAAAUAGAAAAUAAAGAAAGAUUGGCAUUUUAAGAAGAGAGUUUAAAUAAACUUUAACCAAAAAUAUAAAAAUCUGAAAUUAUAAAUUCUAAUAAUAAACUAACACCAAAUGAAAACUCAAAACUGGAAGUACAAAAUUAAAAUUCUGUUGAUAGUAGAUAAUCUUUUUAAAUGAAGAACAAAGUAGAAUAAUAGUAAAGCACAAACCCAUUGAUAAGAUAUUAUAAAUAUGAUUUUGAUUUCUCAAAAUUUAAUUUUACAUUUAGCAAAAGAUCUUCAGCAGGUCUUAACAAUAUUGGAAAUACUUGCUUCAUGAACUCAGCUCUGUAAUGUGUAUUCAAUACUCCUGUUUUUAAUGAGUUCUUUUUUUCUGGAUCUUUUGAAAAAGAUAUUAACCCAAAAAACAAAGGAGUAGCCCAAAGUUACUCUGUGCUGAUUAAAUAAGUCAGAAAUACUGGUAACUCUUCUUCUUAAGCUCCUUAUGCACUAAAAAAAAGCAUAGAAAGGGUUUCUUCUUAGUUUUAUGGCACAGAUUAACAAGAUGCUUAAGAGUUGCUAAGAUGCCUACUUGAUGGGCUUCAUGAAGACUUAAAUAGAGUUAGAGCUAAACCAAAAUACAGGGAACUUGAAGCUGAUACCAACAAAAGAACACUAUAAGAGAUUAGUGAUGAUUGGUAUUAAUACUACAAAGGCAGAGAUGAUAGUGUAGUUACUGACUUUUUUAGUGGACAGCUUUUGAGCAAAGUCAUAUGCUCUAAGUGUAAAAAUGAGAGCUUAGCUUUUGAUAAUUUUAUGGAUCUUUCUUUAAGUUUUAGCAGAGGUCAAGAAAAUGAAGCAGAUUUGGUAGAUCUUUUAAAAGCAUUUCUUAAAGAAGAAAAUUUAGAUGAUGAUUAUUAUUGCUCUAAAUGUAAAGCAAGAACUAAAUCUAGGAGAUAAUUUGAGCUAUACAAAUUACCUCAAAUAUUAGUUAUCCACCUUAAAAGAUUUAAUUUUGGAAGGUCUUAUAGAAAUAAAAUCUCUUCAAACGUGUCAUUUCCUGUAACAAAUUUUGAUGUAUAGUAGUUCAUAUAGAGCUCAACUGAUAAUAGUGUGAAGAAUAGUAAAUAUGAAUUGUUUGGAAUAGUUAAUCAUAGCGGUAGCCUUUCAGGUGGUCACUACACAUCAGAAUCACUCAACCCAUAUGAUGGUAAAUGGUAUAAUUAUAAUGAUAGUCAUGCAGGAUCAAUUAGUUAAGAGUCAAUAAAUAGAUAUUAGUCAUCAGGUAGAUAAAGCCCUUACUUGCUCUUUUACUGUAAAAGUGAAUUGCUUAUCCCUUAUCAAAAUAAUAUUAACAAUGGUGUUGAUCAUCAUAGAAUGAAAAGUAAUUUAUGA
Tetrahymena thermophila SB210 is the source of this 2472-nucleotide messenger RNA. Its product is annotated as ubiquitin carboxy-terminal hydrolase. Gene Ontology annotation, molecular function: cysteine-type deubiquitinase activity. The transcript is spliced from 7 exons. The record is from RefSeq and is a predicted model, not a curated record. Gene Ontology annotation, biological process: protein deubiquitination. NCBI's taxonomy places the organism in Eukaryota, Ciliophora, Oligohymenophorea, Hymenostomatida, Tetrahymenidae.